Molecule: messenger RNA, 6508 nt
Organism: Pecten maximus
Lineage: Eukaryota; Metazoa; Mollusca; Bivalvia; Pectinida; Pectinidae
Product: sodium-dependent glucose transporter 1A-like
Exons: 6
Coding region: 2063-3595 (510 amino acids)
Biological process (GO): transmembrane transport
Source: RefSeq, a predicted model, not a curated record
AAUAAAUACCAUUAAAAUAAUAUUUGUUUUAAUUCGUUAUUACGUUUGUUCUCGAAGGAAACCCUUAAAGUAAUAACGAUAUGUAGACGAAGAGUGAUGGCCUACAUUUCGAUAAGUUCCGUGGUAGAGUUGCGCAAGUCCUGUUUUGUCAAAGACGAAAUAUUACACAAAAAUAUCAAAAAAUAUAAAUAAGGCUGAUGUUCGCAGAUGUAAGACCUAUUGAGAUUUAUACCCCUGCACACCUCAACAUAACUUUAUUCAAUCCUAGGGACUAUGUUAACAUCGUAGGUAGGGGAAGCAAGGAUGUUACUACAUAAAAAAUGGAAAAUUAACAAAUAGGAAAAAACUGAAAGCAGUAUUCUUAGGAUUCAACUUUGUUGUAAGCUGACUCCCUUACGUAGGAAGAGAAGAUUUGGGUAAACGGCUGAUUUUGAAGAGUCUGUAGUAUCCUUGAUUUCAAGCUUUCUGAUCGACAUAAUUAAUUUUGUGUUAUUUAAAGAUAACAGUGGUAAUAUCUCAACAUUCAAUGUCCCAAUUACCUGUAAUGAGAAACACUUAAUUUAACCAGCUUUGAAAAAAAAACAAGUGCGCCACGGGGCAGAAUACUAUCCUUCUGUCCCACGACAAUAAAGAUACGCAUCAUAGUAUUAAGUGAAUACAAACGAUGGAAUACAAGACCAAUUUAUCAAAUAAUCAUUGUUCUAAGAUAUCAGUUGCAAAAUGUAGAAGAUAAAACAAAAUACUCAAAUAAACAGGGAAUAGUCGAAUCAAAAUAAUGUUCAGGGUAACGCAACACAUUAUAAUUGUAAUUAUGCAAACUAAGUUUCAAAGAGAUCGGUUCGAAUAUAUUCAUACCAUACUACUACAUUCAAAUAGUAAAGGCCGUAAAAUCGUAUUCCAAGACGGGAAUACAUAUAGUUCCCAUAUGGUUCCUAUGGGUAUGCAAAUUGCAAUGGGCCCGAUGACUAAUGCUAUAUUUCGACCCAUUUUCAGACAAGAAGUAUUCAAAUGUAUAUAAUUAUUACUGCCAUUUGCUGAAAUGCGUACAUGUAAUUGUUCAUUACAAGAGAAGUUUAUGCCUUUAAACUAAAUCUGAUAAGGUCAGAAAUGGUUAGUAAAAAAGGGGUAUGAACCAUGCUAACAUCACACAAACGAAAUAUGUAAAACAUGUAAAAUAUGAAUUGGGACACUCACUUAUAAAGCUAAAAAGACAGAUGUCGCUGUGGUAAAUCAAAGUUUAUUGUAGGCCUACAUACUGACAGCGUUUAGACAGUUCAAAAAAUUGUGAAUUCUUUAUACCUUUUCGAAAAUAAUACUAUGCUUCUAAUAGCGCUGUUAAAGAAUCUAUCUCGUGUAGGCUGCAGAUUAAUGCAAUCAAAUAAAAUGUGUUUAACCGGCUGUCGUACUGUACCUUCGUUAUUGACGCGUGUUACAGUUUAAACUGUUUAAAGGGAGUGUUCACUGUUUAAGUGGAUUAUUCACUGGUUAAAUGGAGUGUUCACCCUUUAAAUGGAUUGUUCACUGUUUAAGUGGAGUGUUCAUUGUUUAAGUGGAGUGUUCAUUGUUUAAGUGGAGUGUUCACUGUUUAAAUGGAGUGUUCACUGUCUAAAUGGAGUGUUCACUGUUUAAGUUGAGUGUUAACUGUUUAAAUGGAGUGUUCACUGUUUAAAUGGAGUGUUCCCUGUCUAAAUGGAGUGUUCACUGUUUAAGUUGAGUGUUUACUGUUUACAUUUGAAGUCUAUUUAUAGUGUCCAUUUGCGCCCGGUUGUCGUGUUAUGUUGCAUCUAAAUUUAUCUGUAACCUGUUUGUCCAGUUGUGUCCAGGUGUGAAGUAUAUGAAUGUAAGUUUGAACGUGAUAUAGGGGCGUGUAGGUUAGAGUAUUUUUAAAGGGGAAGAUUUUUGGGGAGCGGCGCACUCGUCAGAGCUAAACGUGUCAUCGAUAGCAUCUACGGGGCUAAACACCAGGCAUUUCUACGUAUACUGUCAGACCAUAAUAUCCAGACGACGUGUCACCACGUUAGUCAAAGAUUAUCACCUUAAGUAGAAGGUCACCAUCAGUGAUAUGGAAGUAGACAAAGAUAAUCCUCGCAGUGAAAGUAGAAUCGACAAAACAAGGCGACAUAACAUACUUUAUUCGAUCAACAUUUAUGCUUCGUUUCUGAUGAUAGGCUGGAGCCGCGGCCUCUUCGGUCCAUCUUUUCCUGACAUUCAACAUAUCUGCCAAGUCGACUUAGAGCUUGGAUCAUGGAUUGUUACAACAUUUUUUAUUGGCAACACUUUUGGAUCAUUAACUGCUGGAUUGUUGGGGAAAGUGGAGCGGAAGUUGAUAUUUGGUUUAUCAUUAAUCACAUUAGCCACAUCCGUGGCAAUAAUUCCUUGGUGUUCUGUGUAUGGAGUUAUGAUAGCCGCUCACUUGGUGCAAGGAUUUUGCCAGGGAAUUGUAGAUACAAUUGGGAAUUCAGAGAUCCUACUCCUAUGGAAGGACAACCGUUUGCUGUAUUUCUGCCUAGAGCUAAAUUAUAAUAUUGGCAGUUUCGCUGCGCCUAUGAUUACUGCUCCCUUUUUAAUGGAUAUUCCCGUAGUUACCAACGCCAAUUCAACAUACCCCCAGCCUUUUAUUUAUAAUAACUCUUUGACUAUAUCUGAUGGAAUGAAUGGUACAUAUGUCGUGCCUCCGUUAGUAACUACUUCCCAGUCAAAGAUCUACAUACCCUACUCGUUAACCGCAUUUAUUUGUAUCUGUAUAUCGAUUUCUUUUUCGAUAAUGCACUUUGUUUUUCAACAAAGAAAUCGUGCCAAUAAUGACAGGAAAAACAAAAGAGAACCAGAAAACGAGACAUUUGAUUUGUCAGAGGAAGGCACUCUAAAGUCAAGGCAUAAACCAAGACAGUUAUCUGCUAAAGUAAAAGGCUUUUCAUUGGCCACAAUGAGUGUUCUAUUACUUUUCUAUGAUGGAGUAGAAGAAACGUUUGUUUCCUAUCUUACUAUAUACUGCGUGAAUUACCUCAAGUGGUCUCCAUCACAAGGCGCUUUGAUUACGUCAAUUACAAAUAUAUGUGGCCUUGUAGCGAUCGUCGCGUCCCUUUUCAUGAAAUGCAUUAACACUAUGGUGUACGCGGGUGUCAAUUGUGUGUUCAUGUUCUUGUCUUUCCUGGGUAUAUUGUUAAGUUCAUUGUACUACCACGAGGUAGGCAUGUGGAUUUCGUGUUGCUUUCAUGGUUUCUUCAGAUCUAUGUUGUUUUCCUUGAUAUUUACCUGGACAAAUGACUACAUUACUCCAGUUACCGGAAGGAUUGCUUCCCUUUUCAUGAUUUCUACUUGCAUAGGCGCAGCAGUUAAUCCUGUGAUGCUAGGGAAUAUUAUGGAGAGGUUCGGUGACAUAUGGCUGUGUUACGGAUUCGCUGCUGAAGGAUUCAUUCUUCUUCUUCUCUACUUUGGUAUGGUCGGUAUAACAAGAUAUGUCGUGAAGCAUUUCGGUAAAAAUAUUGACGAAUCACAUACAUACGAGACAACAAUCUCGGUUACGGAAACAUUUAUUAAGGAAAGUGAUAAUUAUCAAGAAAGUUCCGAGAUACGCGUCAGUCGCCAUGUUUAAUGUGUGAUUAAAUACCAUGUCAUGGGAUAAUUGCUCAGUGUAGUUAAACGUGUUGUUCGGGACACCAUCACCCGAUAUUAACUAGUUAAAGUUAAAGCCAUUGUUUUAAUCUAACCUAACAUCAUAUCUAGUUGUAGUCAUGAACUUUUUCGGUGAAUGUCUCUUGAUAACGGUGUUACAAGAGGCCAUUGUUUCUGGGUUUUUUUUUAUCUGGUCAGUAUUCUUGAAAACGUUCUUGAAAGAUUUACUAGUGACUUCGUAUUCAAAUUGCCAAUAAUGUUAGCAUAACGACUUUAUAUAGUCAUUAUGUAAAUCGUUGUUUCAGCUGAAACAAACUUUAAAACGAGUAAAAACGUAUUUGUACGGUUGAUCAUGUAAAAAGUAUUAAAACCUUAGCUAACGAGUUAGCAAUUAAGUUUCGCAAUCAUUGUGUAAGACGAGUGUCAAAUUAACUAUAACCGAAAUAUGAAAAUUAUGGCUGACAAAUCGGCUUUGUCAAAGCGGACGCUGAUGAGAAAUAUGGUAGAUAAGAUGAACAGCCCCAUCAACGAUGUCCUAGAGUAUUUGACCAAAGACCAUAUGGAGAAUAAAUCCAUUUUUGCUCAGUUGUACUUACGUACUUGAUUAUUUAUCACGCUUUAAAUUUGAUAUGUGUGCUGAAACUGAUCACUUUUUUGUUGUUGUAACAAACCACACCAUAUAAGCGAAGGUAAUUUCAGUUAUCACAAAAAAUCGUUGCGGAUAUAUAUUUUAGAAUUAAUAUUGUUUUAAUCUCCUUGUUAUCGAAAGAACAUUACCUAUAACCAAGAACCCAAGAUACAAAUUUUGUUCAAAUGAAUGGACUUAAUAUUUGGCCUGUAGCAUGCUGGGUUGAAGGGCUACCAAGUUUGUUCAAAUGAAAGACCUUGGCCUACAUUCAGGGUCAAAUGGGUUAAAUAGGCUAAAUUCUUUUAACGACUUCUCAAUAACCAAUAUCUCAAUAAGUGAUCUAGGGACUUUAUAUUGAUCACGUAGCAUGUGUUGGUUAAGUGCUACAAGUUUGUUCAAAUGAAAGACCUUGAUCUACAACAAAGGUCACAAUGGUCAAAUAGGCUUAAAUCUUCCAAUGACUUCUUCUCAAUAACCAAAAGGCCAAGGGAGUUUAUAUUGGGCCUGUAGCAUGCUUGGGUGAAGGGCUGCGAGGUUUGUCUAAAUUAAAUACCUUGACCUUCUUUCAAGGUUACAGAGGGUAAAAAUGAUUUACUUUUUAAACAAUGUUUUUCCGUAGACAAGAGCACUGAUAUUAGGCCAAUAUCAUGUUGAAAUGAAAGACUAAAAACAUUUUUGACAUGGCCUCUUGUUACACAUGUAUCAUCUAUGCAACCUUAUCAUAUAACUUUACAUUCGGUGGGGGGAAAUUCGCUGACAAUAGAGUAACUAAUUUCUCUUGAUGUUUUCUUUUAAAUAUUUGAUCACUUUAACCUACGUGAUCACUGACGAGACCUAGAAACACACCACACUUUUACAUUCACCAUCAGGGUAGCAGUAUUCAGUGAAAAUGCCCAAUGCUGAAAAUUAAGGCACAUGUUUUAGAUAUGUAAACAUAGCAGUUGAACCCUUUAUAUUAUAUAUACUAAAGUAAAAUCUCAUACAGCUUUGAAGGACCCUUAUUUUGGUCAUUUUUCACACCGUUGUAAACCAUUGUACCCACCUUAAAAAAUACAAAAUUUCAUGAUUUUUGACCUAAAAUGACUGUUUAAAAAACCUGUUUAAAAUAAAAUAUCUCUUUCCCCAAGAGUUAAUCUUGUUUUGACAUAUGUUUCUCACUAAUUUUUUCUGCUGUCUUUACCUGACUGCUACAUACUACUUAUUACUCUAAAAAAACUAAAGCAAAACUAAAUUUUCGGUCCAAAGUCUUUCGGAAAAUCAGGAAAUCUAUCAUCUAAAGCCUAUUUUUAACAAAUAUGACGCCUUUAUGUUCUGUUACCCUUCGGUUAUUAGUAGAUUAUGAUAUUUGCUCUUUUUUUCUUCCAUAUACUUUUAAUGUAAAAAGUCAACGUCAGCAUUAAGAGUUACAUCGCUUGGUACUGCGACGUAUUGUUGUCGUUCUCAUCACUUUUACUUUCGGAUUCGAUCCUUGGAAUAACCCAUAAUUCCAAGGUGAAAAACAUGUCAACCAGACGCACAUGCUUCGUCAGGAAUCAAUAUAAGGAAAGGCCCCCCAUAGUCUUCCGUCACCAUGAAAUACCUUUUGCUAACAAGCAUCGUGCUAGCUGUCAGCACCUCUACUGUUAUUAGAAUGGAUAAACCGGAUGGGUGUAUGCUUCCGCCCGUUGAGGGUUUGUGUUUAGCAUUAUUCACAAGAUACCACUACGAUCCGUCAACCGAAACUUGUAAACAAUUUAUGUAUGGCGGUUGUCAGGGCAACGCCAACAAUUUCGAGACCAAAGAAGACUGCGAGGCUACCUGUGUUGAUAAAAUGCAACAAAAGUAAAUUGUGUUGUCACCUAAAUGUUGUCCAUGUCUAUAUGAAGCUACUUUUUCGAUUCAUUGGGCUUAUUAUUUCAUUUAAUUGGUUGACUUAUAUGAUGUUUCCAUCAGCGUACAGAAUGUUAAUUCUCUUUAAAAUGUAUGAACUGACACCAAUAUAAAAGACUUUCUUUCAUUCAUUCCUUUAUUUCCUCCAAAAUAUGAAGAGAACAAAUAUAAAAAUAAAUGACAAUAAAGCGCAAUCAAAAAAGAAGAAGCCAAAUACAUGGCCACAAAUAGGUGCAAGGAAUCAAUAUAAGGUGAUAAUGAUAUUUAUGUCAUGGAUUAAACAUUACAGUAUGUAAAAACAACAAAACUGUUACCUGAAUAUUACAUUAUUGAAAUGUCAUUUUGUAAGCAUCUGCUGCAAAAAUAAGGCAGUCUUUAAUAAAGAAUUCAAAUAAU